Chironomus riparius is the source of this 2858-nucleotide messenger RNA. Lineage: Eukaryota; Metazoa; Arthropoda; Insecta; Diptera; Chironomidae. The record is from the annotation of a GenBank genome assembly.
GGGGUGAAAAAAAGUCGUUUUUUUGCGUAACGUAAUAAGUGAACGGCCCCUUAGAGGGUUUUUUUUGUUGAAAAUUUGAUUAAUUCGGAAAUGCUUAAGGCACUUUCAAAAUUCGCAAUUGAAUUGUUUAAGAACAGCAUCAACAUUCAUUCAGAACAUGGAUACCACAGCAAAUCCUUGUGAAGACUUCUUUCAGUACAUGUGUGGGAAUUUUGAACAAGAACACCCAUUGCCAGAUUCAUCUACAUCACAUGAUUGGUUUACAGAAAAACAGCAAACAGUGCUUCGAGAUCUGAGGAAAAAGUUACAACAAAAACAGAAAGAAGAGGAACCAUAUCCUGUAUCGCAAGCAAAAAUGUUUUAUAAAUCAUGUGUUGAUACAAUCUCAAUAGAUAAACUCGAGUUUCAGGCGUUGUUUCGGUACUUGAAACUUUUUAAUAUCCCAAAACUACCAACACUUUUGUCAGACCCAGAUGUAGACAACAUUAACUUUGAUUGGAUCAAGAGCAUCGUUAAAAUAAAGAGAUCUCUUGGUGCUGAUAAGUUAAUUGGAUUUGAAGUUUUUAAUGAUCCAAGAAAUCGAAGCGUAAACUACUUAGCUAUUGGAUCUCCAUCACAAGAGAGUGACCUGCCGCUUGUCGAUGAUGCGCUGUCGAAAAAGAUAAAACGAAUGAAGAGAAAAUUUCAUAUAAAUGCUCGUGUUACGGAUGAAACUGAUGACGAUAUAUCGAUAGAUGAUGAGGAAGAUAUAGCUUUAAUGGCAUACAAUAUUUAUAUGAAGGAAGUCAUCCAUGAAUUGAUACGGAAAGCAGCACCAACAUAUGAUAUAGAUGGAAAUGCAAAUCGAAUAUCUAAACUCAUUCAAGUUACAGUCAAUAUAUCUAAAAAUAUCUACACAUUUAUAGAUAUGGCUGAGAAUGCCUCAAAAACUGAAGAUCGUGAUGGAAAUUUAUCAGAUUUAGUUUACAUUAAAGUAAAAGACUUACAGAAGCAAGUACAUGAAGACAUUAGUGAGGAACAAAGUUCUCCAAUUCUUGAAAGAUAUAUGUCCUUAAUGUUAACCGGUUUACCUGAAGCACAUUUCGAUAUGGAAGAAGAUAUAGUAUUAACAAGCAAUGCCGACAUCCUCUAUCUUAAAAAUGCAAUAAAAUUGAUUUACGAAACAAAAGCAAUUCAUCUUGAAGCAUUUUUAUGGUGGUCGAUUGUAGAAGAACUAAUUCUUUACACGACGAGCUCGAUGAGGCAACUUUAUCAUGAUUACACAAAGACUGUUACCGGUGUAGAAGGUAUACCAUCGCGUUCAUCAUACUGUACAACAUCAAUAAAUAAAUUAAUGGGUUAUGCUGUUAGUUAUUUGAUAGUUGAGAAAAACUUUAUGAUUGAAACAAGACCAAAAGUGGAAAAUAUGUUGUCUAAUAUACAAAGUUCCUUUAAUAACAUAAUUCAUCACAGUUGGAUGGAUUGGGAAACGAAGGAGAAGUCUCUGAGGAAAUCGAAAAAAAUGAGAAGUUUAAUUGGAUUUCCCGAGUGGAUAUUGAAUAAAACUGAACUUGAAAGACAUUAUAAGGGGAUAAAAAUUAAAAGUGACACAUGGAUGGAGAAUAUAAUUGAGUUGUUAUCGUGGCAAUUUAUGGAUAAGCUAUCAAGAUUCCGCAUGAAAAAUGAACUGGAAUGGGCAUCGUCACCAUCAAAUGUUAACGCCUUUCAUACGUUUCAAUCUAAUGCAAUAACUAUACCGUUUGCUAUCCUACAAUUUCCAUUCUAUCAGCUAGGAUUAGAAGCACUGAAUUAUGGGAGUAUUGGGACUGUUUUAGCGCAUGAACUGACUCAUGGUUUUGACGAUAUUGGGAGGCAUUUCGAUGAGGAUGGGAAUAAAAACUUCUGGUGGACCAAUACUACAAUACAGAAGUUUCUGAAUAGAACUGAAUGUUUUAAAAAGCAAUAUAGUGAAUACUACUUACCUGAAAUCGGGGAUUAUAUAAAUGGCGAGAAUACACUGGGCGAAAACAUCGCUGAUAAUGGUGGAUUACGUGAAGCUUUUUAUGGUUACAACUAUCAUGUUAAAACGAAUGGAAUGGAGAAAAAAUUGCCAGGAUUUGAGAGCUUUAGUCACGAGCAGCUGUUCUUUAUGAGCUAUGGAAAUUUAUGGUGCGAGACAAUGUCGCUUCAGGGAUUAAAAUUUUCAUUAGAAGAUACACACUGUCCAGGACGGAUUCGAUUGUUGGGCGUUUUAUCGAAUGCUAGAGAGUUUCAUAAUGCAUUUAAUUGCCAUAUUGGACAAAAGUAUCAUCGAACGGACGAUAAAAAGUGUAUUCUUUGGUAAUCAAAACUUGUGUGAUAUGAUGACAUAAAUUAAAUUGUGCUGUGUAUUUAUGAUCAAUUAAACAUUAAUUGUGAUUUUUCUUUUCGACAUUUUGAAGUGUGAACUUAAUAUUUUUGCAUAAUAAAUAAGUUUAAUUAAAUUUUUAUGACCGCAUUAUUUAUUGUUCAAUUUGAAAAAAAUACAUGGAAAAUUAAUCAGAUUUUGGACUUUUACUGCUUACACUCCGUUUCUUCUGUCGUUUCCUAUCGUGCUUUGGAUUUUCUUCUUUUGUUGAUGUCGAUGGUAAUUUCUUUGUUAUUGGUUGUUGUGCGAUAGACACUGAAAGUUCAUCUUUUGCUUCCUUUCGACCGUGAUAUAAUCCUGUGUAAUACCCACUCAUGUACCACGACAUAAGCAUCGCAGACAUAUAUUCUGUAUCUCUUGAACUAUUAAACAUGCCUGGUGGAAGUGGUGGCUGAAAAAGACAUAAAAUUUAUUGUAAAAUCUAUCGACCAUGAAUUUAGAACGUUGCUGAUUAGCAGGUCGAAUAUUGUUG